AUGCUUGGAAAACACACCGGAGCCCCGCAGUCCAGUGAGAUGAACUUGGAUGACCUGAUAAAGGCCCAAGAAGAAAAACUUCGACAGUUGAGAGCCGAAUUGGACGACUGUGACCACGCAGAUUCCCCUAAGCCUGAAGUGCCUUUGGUGGAAGGAGCUCCGGUCAUUGCACACAGCACUGGCCACUACCCAGCAGGAGUGAACCCCAGUGACAAUCCCAAGAGGUCUUUGAAACGAGCUUUGAGUGUUGUAUCUUCUCCAGCGAAGUCCCAGAAACUUGACACUUGGUAUGAUGACGCCCAAGAUCCCAAUUGGACCCCACCAAUCGAGCCUGCGGACACCGUCUGUGAGACGCCCGCUCCAAGUGAAGCUGAUGCGGAGCUGCCUGCAAGAACGGGUGGUGAUAUGCCACCCCCACCUCCACCUUCGGGCCCUGAAGUGAAGGAUGCCCUGUACUGGAAGUUACGUAGAUGCUGCGUCGUGAACGGAAAGAAAGCAUCUGCAGAUGCCGUGAAGCUUUUCAAGUCUCGUGAUGGACGUACCAAGCUGAGGGAGAUGAUGUUGAAGAACAACCAGGACUUCAGCGCAGUAGAGUUGGAGCUGAAGAAGUUCAAGUCAGUUACAAUUGGGCAGCGCAAAGCGGGUCAAUAG
This is a messenger RNA of Cladocopium goreaui, 651 nucleotides long. NCBI's taxonomy places the organism in Eukaryota, Dinophyceae, Suessiales, Symbiodiniaceae. The record is from the annotation of a GenBank genome assembly.